This is a messenger RNA of Aspergillus calidoustus, 1368 nucleotides long. Lineage: Eukaryota; Fungi; Ascomycota; Eurotiomycetes; Eurotiales; Aspergillaceae. The record is from the annotation of a GenBank genome assembly.
AUGCCUACUCGCAAUAAUCGUGGAAGAGUUUCCAAGCCUGCCUCAAAGAAGACAGGGUCUCAUCUUCCAAGCAAAUCGGUACCUAGACAGGACAGUCCCAGGGCCAACGAUACCAAAAACCGCACGCUCCACCACGCUGCUCAGACUGAAUGGACCUGGGAAAACAUGCCCGAUAUAAUUUAUCAACUCAAGCCCGAAGGAAAAUCCAACCGCAACGAGGAACCGCCUAUGCUCCCAUACAGGAUUCACAACAACGACGUGCGAGACCUCCCUAUCCUUCCGGACAAUAUCUCGUCAACUGUUGAAGAGUUUCGAGUUGAGGCAUGGAUGCGCCUUGAUAGACGUAUCCGCCUCAGGGAUAUCACUGACCGUAUACAUCCUGAUUUCCGCCUAAGGGAGAACGCACUACAGCAGCGCGGCGUGCGCUUCCGUCAGGCCUUUGGCUUGCUUGCGUGGGAUUCGGGAAAUAAACGCAGUCUCAAGCUUGAAGAGAACCUCCUAGCCAAGAUGAGGAAUCUGGGACUAGAUCCUAGAUUAAACUCUACCAGAGGCAUCACUCCUGGGCUUAUCAACCCGAAGGCUGGCGAGGAGGGUGGUCGCGUGCCUCUCCCUGUUGGCUGGGGCCCGAACAAGUCUUCUCGUAACAAGAAGGUACAGUGUAUCGAAGCUGAGCUGCUCAAAGAGACUAAAACUGGAGUUGAACCUUCUAAAUCAAGAGCCGAGCUUCCCAAGCCCAAGGAACCCACACCAGACCCUGAUCCUUCGGGAUUUGAGGAAUACAUGAGGAGCGUCGAGGAAUCACUACAAGAAGACCUUGUCGAAGACGCCGAGAGCCUCAAGCCAAUGGAAUACGAGCUUAAUAGCGAGGCUUCACUAUCUGAAGAAACAAAGAGCUGCGAUCCCGUUCCACAGAUCAAGUACACUCCCGAGUACAUUAUAGCAGAUGAAGACCUCCCCACAUCCGUGAGCAUGGCAGACCUCGAUUUGACCAAGGGCGUGACACAGCCCGAGUCAGAGCUAAAGCUCCGCUACCCAUUAGUCGAUGACAAUUUCAACCCCCAGUCUCCGUUCUGGUCGUCAAGCUCUGUGGUAUCUCCUCGCGGCUUUUGCUCCUCCACUUGUUUUAACGAUGCCCCACAGCAGCCAGACGAGCUUCUUAAGGCUAUACACAUACAGCCUCCGUUCUGUUCUCAAAGCACACCCCAGACACCAUCUACAGAUGGUUUUCACUUCAUAAACCCGAGUGAUCUCGACACGGUCAAGCAGCAGACUGAGAUGAAUGGCUACGACAACAUGCUUAAUGAAUACUACUCCGCCGAGCGCCAGCUGAACGAGAUGACAUACUAUCACUCUUUCGCAUUCUGGUGA